Messenger RNA from Alternaria infectoria, 360 nucleotides. RefSeq lists its product as uncharacterized. The transcript has 2 exons. The coding region runs from base 1 to 360 and encodes 119 amino acids. The record is from RefSeq and is a predicted model, not a curated record. Lineage: Eukaryota; Fungi; Ascomycota; Dothideomycetes; Pleosporales; Pleosporaceae.
AUGAUAGGCGAUCAUACUGUCGGCUUUGGAUAUUUGAAGAACUCGGCCAUCGAUCAGCACGUCCUUGUACGCAACAGGCACUUCGACAUGUUCGAGAUCCUGAACGCCUACCCGAAGCUGCUAGGAUUGGCAAUCGACGAAGACACCGCGCUGGUGGUCAACAAAAACGAGAUGGAAGUCAUCGGCAGCACGUAUGCGUUGGUAUACGAUGGUGGUUUCUGGUCGAGAGAAGGAAGCUGGGAGAGGCCCCUGCCGCCGUCCAAUGCGAGGUUUUACUUUCUGCGCGAAGGUGAUAGGUAUGAUCUUGGGGCUAGAGCAGUCAUCGAGCCGGAAAGCACUGGCAGUGGUGACGACGCAUGA